Molecule: messenger RNA, 477 nt
Organism: Rhizophagus irregularis DAOM 181602=DAOM 197198
Lineage: Eukaryota; Fungi; Glomeromycota; Glomeromycetes; Glomerales; Glomeraceae
Source: RefSeq, a predicted model, not a curated record
AUGAAGAUAACAAUAGCUAUUUGUUUGGCAAUUUUGGGAGUUUCAACCCUUAAUGAUGUUACUGCUGCUCCUACUCCUAAUGGUGGGAUUGAAUUAAAUAAUAAACGUGACGAGUCACCUUCUUCAUAUUAUUAUGAUGAUAAGAAGAAGGAAGACAAAGAUGAUCAUUAUUAUUACUACAAAUAUGAUAAAGACGACUACUACAAGAAAGAUGACCACAAAGACGAUUACCACAAGAAAGAUGACUACGAAGAUAAGAACAAGAAAUACUACAGACGUAAUGCCUUAGCUUCACCAGAUGAUUCCUACAAUGACGAUUACUACAAGGAUGAUGAUUACAAGAAUGAGUACUACUACGAAAAAGAUGAUCACAAAGACGAUUACCACAAGAAAGAUGAUUACUACAAGAAAGAUGAUUACCACAAGAAAGAUGAUUACUACAAGAAAAAUAAAAAAGAUGACAAGAAAUCUUAUUAA